ACUUGGAUUUUUUUUUUUUUUUAAAUCCACUGUGGUUUCCUCUCCGAAGGAAGACGGAAAAGCUGCUCCCUGGCCAGCAAGAAGCCCCCAACCUGGAUGGAUUGAAAGAUGCGGCCUGAUGACAUCAACCCGAGGACUGGGCUGGUGGUGGCCCUGGUCAGUGUCUUCCUGGUCUUUGGCUUCAUGUUCACUGUCUCUGGGAUGAAAGGAGAGACCCUGGGAAACAUACCCCUCCUGGCCAUCGGGCCAGCCAUCUGCCUCCCAGGCAUCGCGGCCAUUGCCCUGGCCAGGAAAACUGAGGGGUGCACCAAGUGGCCAGAAAAUGAGCUACUCUGGGUCCGAAAGUUGCCCUGUUUCCGGAAACCCAAGGACAAGGAGGUGGUGGAGCUGCUGAGGACCCCUUCGGACCUGGAGUCAGGCAAAGGCAGCUCGGAUGAGCUGGCUAAGAAGGCAGGCCUCAGGGGGAAGCCGCUGGCCCCGGCGCAGGCUGAGGCGCCCGUGGCCAGCGCCGUCACUACCCCCACCCCCACGGAGGAAGGAGAAUGCCAGAGCCUGGUCCCCAGCGGGCUGCACGAGGACACAUCCAGAUACCUGGACGGCUACUGUCCCUCAGGCAGUUCCCUCGCCUGCAGUGCCUUGGAUGCCAAGUGCUCGGCCUGGGACAGGUCCGAGUGCCCGGAGCCCGAGGACAGCAUCUUCUUUGUGCCCCAGGACAGUAUCAUCGUGUGCUCCUACAAGCAGAACAGCCCCUAUGACAGAUACUGUUGUUACAUCAAUCAGAGCCAAGGCAGGUGGGACCACGAGACCAUAGUCUAA
This is a messenger RNA of Miniopterus natalensis, 816 nucleotides long. It is a transcript of the gene TMEM215, whose product is annotated as transmembrane protein 215. Lineage: Eukaryota; Metazoa; Chordata; Mammalia; Chiroptera; Miniopteridae. The record is from RefSeq and is a predicted model, not a curated record.